AUGGCCACACCGUUGCCAAAGCCCAUCAAGGGCCAAGCUGACUGGCGGGAUUACCAAGCAGUACAGCUCGAAAAUGGAGUGACAGUUCUUGCUAUCCACGAUAAGGAAAGCAAAAUGACGGCCAUGUCAUGUUGCGUGAACGUUGGAGCUUCCGCGGACCCGAGAUCAUUGAGUGGUUUGGCCCAUUUCGUCGAGCACAUGUGUUUCCUUGGCUCAAGCAAAUACCCUGGGGAGAACGAGUACAAACGAUAUUUGGCAUCACAUGGUGGUCGUUCCAAUGCAUCAACAAGCAUGCAUUUGACGAACUAUAAAUUCGAAGUGCUAGCCGAGCAUGCUGAAAAAGCCAUUGACAUCUUUAGCAAUUUCUUUAUCGAUCCACUCUUCACAUCGUCGGGCACCAUUCGGGAGGUCCAAGCCGUUGAUAGUGAAAACUCCAAGAACUUGGUGGCGGAUGGGAGACGACGUUUGCAAAUUUUGAAAGAUCUGGUAGAUCCGGACCACUACUAUUCCAAAUUCUCGACUGGUAACUCCAAGACACUGGAUACAAGCGAUGAGGCCAAAUCGGAAUACACCCGCAGCGCUUUGCUUGCUUUUCAUGCCAAGCAUUACAUGCCCGAGAACUUCAUUGUUGUUGUUGCUGGUCCGCAACCGCUGGAAACCUUACAAGAUUGGAUUGCCUCUAGAUUUUCGAGAAUCGAGGCGAAAUCAUUCCCAAGUACUGGGCAUAUGAGUGAUGUGGAACGUCUUGUGGCAGAAGCUGCCAAGGAUGCACCUCCCUAUUCCUUCAAAGAACCGACCCCUGAACACAACUCACUAUUUGAAGGAUCUAUCAAGAGCUCCAUGCCGCUCCUUCUGACGACAAAACCACUUCGAUCCAUGCGCAAAUUAGUCUUGAUGUUUCCAAUGAAGUCAGAUCGAAAAAAUCCAGACAAAUCGCCAUCUAGCUUCUUGUCACAUUUGCUAGGACACGAGGGAAAAGGAAGUAUAUUUGCAGCUCUGCAAACCCAAGGUAUGAUCAGCUCGCUCUCAUCCGGUGCAAGAACGAGCGGCCCCGACUUUAAGCUGUUCAGCAUUGACCUCGAGCUGACCGAGAAAGGGGAGGAGCAUUGGGAACAAGUUACCGAGACAGUGUUUGCAUACUGCCGUAUGCUCAACAAAGAGUUGGAAAAAGAAUCCAAGGAUGAAUCAAAGGAGAUGCGUCGCAUCUGGGAAGAACAGAGCAAGCUUGAUAAGAUAUUCUUUGACCAGACAUCACCGGGAGGUGCCUACAGCUAUGCCCCAAACCUGAGUGAAAGAGUAAAUGCAUAUGGUACAAAAGAAUGUCUUUCUGCUGGAAGUAUGUUGAAUGAAGACGCUGGUACAUUUCCGCUCGAUUCCGUAAUUGAGACUGCCAAGUUCCUCGUCCCCGACAAUUGUCUCGUAGAGAGAUGCAGUGCGAAAGCUUGGGAGGAGGCUGAGAAAAAUGCUGAUUCAGGCUCCUUUGGAUUCGAGAGGAAGACAGAACAAUGGUACGACGUGGAAUAUAUCGUCGCACCAAUAGCGGCAGAAACUACAAAGGCAUGGAGCGAAGAUGUACCAAAUAGCAAGAGUGCAAAUGAUUCGACAGAGUUGAGGUUACCGAGUGAAAAUCGCUACAUCCCAAGAUCUUUAGACUUGUGCGAAGAACUACCAGAAGAGGCAAGAGUUCCAAGAAUCGAAAAGCCGAUCGACCCACCCAACCUGUUGAUAAACAACGAGGCAGGGCGCCUGUACCAUAGACUUGAUGAUCGGUAUGCGCUACCGAAAUCGAGCGUGAUUGUUUUGAUUCGAAACGCAGCUACAGUACACAAGAAGGCAAACGAUGGUAAAUGGGACUAUGAUGGUAAAACCGGUCUGAUGUCAACGAUGCUUUCGGUGAUGUUUAGCCAAGCGAUGGCUCAAGAGACCUAUGAUGCCGAUCUCGCGGGUCUUGAUUACAAUCUAUCACUAGGUCCAUCUGGGGUCAAGCUACAUUGCUAUGGAUUUUCCGAUCGAGUUCCAGAUUUGGCAACGACAGUGCUAGAGAACUUUCUUGCUGGCGAUUUUCUAAAGGAUGCCUAUUUUGUUUCCACAAAGGAUCGUCUGGUUCGGGGCUUGGACACUUUCUUUUCGUCUCGCCGAGCUGAUUCACUUGGGAUUUACUACCGUGACGCCCUUCUUGCUUCGAAAGAUGGUAGUAUUAAUGAUAGUCUGUUGCAAACUAAAGAUAUCGAUAUGGACGCUUUGAGAGAACAUCAUAAGUCGAUCGUGGAGAACAAAGAAGUGUUAUUGGACUGUCUUUUCACUGGAAAUGUGUCAGCAAUGACGGCCAAGAGCUUGUUUUCUGACGUCGAUGCUACCAUCUGUCGCGCCACGGGAUCUUCUCUGGAAGCAAGACCGUCGCUUUCUUUCGUUCCGGCAACCGACUUGGAGCGACGAGUCAUGCCACAAGAAGAUAUCGAGCUUCAUUUUCAGAGUGAAAAUCCCCAAGAAGAAAAUGGGGCCGUGGUAUUCACAUAUCAAUCACCCUUUCCCUCUUUCCGAGGCAAAGGGUUGUCCCACGAUUCGAGUCUGAAGUCCACUUCUGCUAUGCGUCUACUGUGCCAUAUGCUAAGGGAGCCACUUUUCGACGAGCUGAGAACCAAGCAACAGCUGGGGUACAUUGUCAGCUCCUACUACGAUAGAGGUUUUUCGGCACGUCAACCAGAUGACGACAAAGUCUUGGAUCCAUCAAUGGUCCCAGUGGACUUUAUCACUAUCAGCGUUCUUAGCCGAAAGCUACCACCAAUUGAUAUUGCAACACGCAUCGACGAAUUCUUGGAGCAAUUCCGAAAUUCAUUGCACGAGAUGCCAGAAUCCGAGAUCAGAGAUCAUGCAGAUGCUCUGAGCAAGAAGUUGCUGAAACCUAUCCAGAAGUUGCUCACUGAAUCCAAUACUCACUUUGGUAAAAUCCACCGCUUUGCACCCGAAUGCUUCUCAACAACGGAUGAAGGGAAGAGCGAGCCGUUGCCAUGGAAAACAGAUGAGGACUUGGCGGAGUGCAUUCAAUCACUGAGUCGAGCAGAACUUGUGGAAACUUGGGAUCGAAUUAUAGGCCCAGCCAGCCGUGCCCGUAUCGUUUCUUGUGUAUACGGGAAUACGUUCCCCCUGACAGACAAAUCGAAUGGCGGAGGUUUGAUGUCAAGCUUUGGACUUGGGAGUCGUUCCGCGAAAAUCACAAACGACUUUUCCAAGUUGGUCAACUAUCGGCAACGAAUGGGUGUUUUCAAUAAUCAGGCAACUGUCGUGAGCAAGAGAAGCUACUCAUCCAUUGCAUCCCCAAGAAAUUUCCUUGGGUCAUCAUCUUCCAAACUGACGUCGACAAUUCCGAUAGUUGGAAUGGGCGUUGUUGGUGUGGCUGGUAUGGUUGGCUGGACCAUGAUGCGCAACCAGAAAGCUACAUCCUCGAAAUAG
Molecule: messenger RNA, 3450 nt
Organism: Cylindrotheca closterium
Lineage: Eukaryota; Bacillariophyta; Bacillariophyceae; Bacillariales; Bacillariaceae
Source: the annotation of a GenBank genome assembly